Messenger RNA from Trypanosoma grayi, 465 nucleotides. RefSeq lists its product as hypothetical. The transcript has a single exon. NCBI's taxonomy places the organism in Eukaryota, Euglenozoa, Kinetoplastea, Trypanosomatida, Trypanosomatidae. Bases 1 to 465 code for a protein of 154 amino acids. The record is from RefSeq and is a predicted model, not a curated record.
AUGCACUGCACGCAUGAGAUCGUUGAAUGUCUGGGGACCGCUGCUAGUGUGCACGGCAACAGCAUCCUCCCACACGGUUGUCCCCAGAAUGCUGGCCACUUUACACUGCAGUGGUUCCCAGAACUUUUCCCCGCGGAAAGUUCCUCCAGGAUGCACGCUUGUAUCAAAGCUGUCGGCUUGAGCCUCGGCAACAUGCGUGUUACACCCCUCACCGACGGGGAACACCUCAAGGGUCACACCCAUCUCAUACAAGUCUUGUAUCCGCGACAAACACCGCUCCUUCUCCGACUCAUCAUUGCGGUGUGGCACAUCAUCGUUUGUGAAGAGGAAAAUGCGACGAGACUUAAUCGUCUCGAAUUUCUGACUCAGGAACAUGUGCUGCGAGACCCACAGCACGUCGCUCAAGCGACAUUCACUGUCCUGCGCGUGACCCACUGUAUCGUUAAACCUUUCAUGCUCCUUUGA